Arvicola amphibius (Eurasian water vole) is the source of this 1777-nucleotide messenger RNA. RefSeq names its product fatty acid desaturase 3 (gene Fads3). Gene Ontology annotation, cellular component: membrane. Gene Ontology annotation, molecular function: oxidoreductase activity, acting on paired donors, with oxidation of a pair of donors resulting in the reduction of molecular oxygen to two molecules of water. Lineage: Eukaryota; Metazoa; Chordata; Mammalia; Rodentia; Cricetidae. The record is from RefSeq and is a predicted model, not a curated record. The transcript has 12 exons. Gene Ontology annotation, biological process: lipid metabolic process. Bases 173 to 1522 code for a protein of 449 amino acids.
GUUCCCUGCGUGGAGAGCCGGGCAGGCGCACGCUCGUACGGCGGCCGCAGCGGCAGGGCGGAGCCGGCAAGGCGGGCUACAGAGGAAGACCCUCGAUCGCGACCUCGCCUUCCACGGUGUCUCUCAGACCUCGGCAACGUUCCGGAGUCCGGAGGACUUGUGCACAGCGGCCAUGGGUGGCGUCGAAAAGCUCGGCAGGAGACAGAAGCCGCGGGAGGGGCCCACACCGCUGGGGGCGCCCCUGCCCAUCUUCCGCUGGGAACAGAUCCGUCAGCACGACCUACCAAACGACAAGUGGUUGGUCAUCGAGCGCCGUGUCUACGAUAUCAGCCGCUGGGCACAGCGGCACCCAGGGGGCAGCCACCUCAUCAGCAACCACAGCGCGGAGGACGCCACGGAUGCCUUCCACGCCUUCCACCAGAAUCUCCAUUAUGUGCGCAAGUUCCUGAAACCCUUGCUGAUUGGAGAGCUAGCCCCAGAGGAGCCCAGCCAGGAUGGGGCUCAGAAUGCCCAGAUGAUCGAGGACUUCCGAGCCUUGCGCCAGGCAGCUGAGGAUAUGAAGCUGUUUGAAGUUAACCACAGUUUCUUUGCACUCAUGCUGAGCUUAAUCCUGGUUAUGGAGUUGCUGGCCUGGCUUAUCAUUUACCUCUCGGGCACCGGCUGGGUGUCCAGCAUCCUUGCUGCCAUCAUCCUGUCCUUAUCUCAGGCCCAGAGCUGGUGUCUGCAACAUGAUAUAGGCCAUACCUUCAUCUUCACGAAGUCCAGGUGGAACUAUGUGGCCCACCAGUUCGUGAUGGGGCAUUUGAAAGGCUUCUCUCCCCAUUGGUGGAAUUCCCGCCACUUCCAGCACCAUGCCAAACCCAACAUCUUCAACAAGGAUCCAGAUGUGGGUCUGGCACCUGUCUUCGUCCUGGGAGAGUCAUCUGUGGAGUAUGGCAAGAAGAAAAUCAGAUACCUACCUUACCACGUUCAGCAUCUGUACUUCUUCCUGAUUGGCCCACCAUUGCUCACCUUGGUGAACUUCGAACUUGAAAAUGUGUGGCACAUGCUGUGGUACAUGCAGUGGAUGGACUUGCUGUGGGCUGCUAGUUUCUACUGCCGCUUCUUCUUGUCCUAUGCUCCCUUCUAUGGUGCAACUGGGACACUGUUUUUCUUUGUUGCCGUCAGGGUCCUGGAGAGCAACUGGUUUGUGUGGAUCACGCAGAUGAACCACAUCCCUAAGGAGAUUGGUUACGAAAAGCACCGGGACUGGGUCAGCUCUCAGCUGAUAACCACCCGCAAUGUGAAACCUUCGUCCUUGGUUAGCUGGUUCACUGGGCACCUCUGUUACCAGAUUGAGCACCACCUCUUUCCCACGAUGCCAAGGCACAGUUACCCCAAGGUGGCCCCCCUGGUCAAGGCGUUCUGCAGCAAGCAUGGCCUGCAGUACGAGGUGAAACCCUUCUUCACUGCCAUAGUGGACAUCAUCAGAUCCUUGAAGAAGUCUGGCGACAUCUGGCUGGAGGCAUAUCUCCAUCAAUAAAGACAGCGCCCUCUUGGGUGGCAAAGCAGGAAAGUAUACAGACUCCAGCAAUCACUAAGUCACUGGGCAAGAUGGACAGCCCUCUUCACCCCCUGCUGGGGCAGCCUGCCUGGUCCUCGACAUCUUCUGUUCAAGAGCCCUAUGGCUGUGGCACUUGUUCAGCAGGACCAGGGGUAGAACAUAGCAUGUUUUCCUAGAGCAAGAAUGGGAGGAAAACUUGUUAUUUUUAUAUAAAAAGCAACUCAGACACAUGGA